AUGACUUGUCCCCAAGCGGUCGGUCUUGCCUUGCUUCUAUGGUUUUGCUCAUCAAUUGCCAGUGCACGUUUCGUACUCGUUACUGGAAAUGCAACUUCAAAAACAGACGAUAAAUACAAUGUACAAAAUCCAACUGUCGCUAUGAAGAAAAGUAUGAAUCGGAAGGUUGUUCUGAUUUACGAUAAGAAGCGGCAUGAAGCAUAUAUCCAAUCGAUAGUGCUCAAGAAAACGCUUGAAGGAAUCUCAUUAGAUCAGCGCCCUGGAUUCGAUGAAAACGGAGCAACGGAGAUCAACACAAGAGAACUGAGCGCGAAGCGAGUGCAGCGAGAAUACCAGAAUACGAUCCAGCGCCAGAAUCAAUAA
Thelazia callipaeda (thelaziosis nematode) is the source of this 363-nucleotide messenger RNA. Lineage: Eukaryota; Metazoa; Nematoda; Chromadorea; Rhabditida; Thelaziidae. The record is from the annotation of a GenBank genome assembly.